AUGAAACUUCGAGUUGGCAUGGCUGCAUCUUCCAUGCUUGAUAAAGGUCCCCUGAAAGCUUUUGAGAAUGGAAUUUUGGGUCAUAUCAGAAGGAUGCUAUUAAGGAAGCAAAUAAAGCAUGCCGUGCAUUAUUUGUUGUCUACCUUUGUUUCACAUGUUCAUGCAGGUAAAGAGACAAAUUACGAGCUUAAAUAA
Molecule: messenger RNA, 195 nt
Organism: Dovyalis caffra
Lineage: Eukaryota; Viridiplantae; Streptophyta; Magnoliopsida; Malpighiales; Salicaceae
Source: the annotation of a GenBank genome assembly